Priapulus caudatus is the source of this 701-nucleotide messenger RNA. RefSeq names its product neuromedin-B receptor-like. Gene Ontology annotation, cellular component: membrane. The record is from RefSeq and is a predicted model, not a curated record. Lineage: Eukaryota; Metazoa; Priapulida; Priapulimorpha; Priapulimorphida; Priapulidae. The annotation marks the transcript as partial. Gene Ontology annotation, molecular function: G protein-coupled receptor activity. The transcript is spliced from 4 exons. Gene Ontology annotation, biological process: G protein-coupled receptor signaling pathway.
UUAUAUUCUCUUUCGUCGGCCACGCGCUGUCUCUGUGGUUCACCGCGCUGACAGCACUGAGCUUUGAGAGGUAUACAGCGAUCGUGAAUCCGAUGUCAACCCACCUGGGAAACCUAUCACGCACCAUGGCGACAGCUGGCGGCAUGUGGGUGCUGUCCGUCAUACUGGCAGUGCCGGACGGCUACUUCUCCUACGAGCACAACGAACCAAUGCCCUCUGGCGGCAGCAUUGCAGUCUGCGUGCCCUACCCGGGCGAGUGGAUAGCGUGGUACCCGCGCGUGCACACUCUCGUCCGCUUCUUUCUUUUCUUUCUGGUUCCGCUAGGUGUCAUCACCGUCACCUAUAGUCUGAUGGCGCACCACCUGGUGCAGAGUACGUACAACAUGCCCGGGGAGAAAGCUCAGAGCUCCCAGCAAAGCGCAAAUCAGGUACAGGCGACGAAGAAGGUCCUUGCCGCGCAAUGGUCCUCAUCUUCGUCCUCAUCUUCUGCGUCUGCUGGGCGCCUCGCCACAUCUACACGCUCUGGUUCUCCUUCAAUCCGCACGCCUACAGCGACUACAACCAAGGCUGGCACUACUUCCGCAUCGUAGCCUUCCUCUCUCUUCAUCAACUCCUGCAUCAACCCGCUCGCUCUCUAUCUCCUCAGCAAGCAGUUUCGCAAGCACUACAACCGCUACCUGUUCUGCUGCUGCGUCGCGCGA